Messenger RNA from Lichtheimia ornata, 678 nucleotides. RefSeq lists its product as uncharacterized. The record is from RefSeq and is a predicted model, not a curated record. The transcript has a single exon. Gene Ontology annotation, molecular function: nucleic acid binding. Lineage: Eukaryota; Fungi; Mucoromycota; Mucoromycetes; Mucorales; Lichtheimiaceae. The coding region runs from base 1 to 678 and encodes 225 amino acids.
AUGCGUCCAAUCAGUAACCAGAAGAAAGAGGAUGUGAAACAUCUUCUACAACAAGGUACAUCAUACCGCCAAAUCUCUACACUCACCGGUGUAUCCCUUGGAGCUAUUCGAGCUAUUCGAACGGACCUCAAUGUCGACAUUGAACUUAAUGGAGCUGGUCGAAAGCGCAUAAUGUCAAGCAAUGACAUUCGUGUUAUCAUUCGGAAACUCGUAACUGGCGAAUACAAGAGUAUUGAAGAUGCAAGCCGUCAGCUCCGAGCUACCUACCCCAACAAGGUGACCCCAAGUGCUGAAACGAUUCGUCGUGAAAUGAAGCGUCUCAAUUACACCGCAAUUAAGAAGCCCAAUGUGUUGCCAUUGACCCGAUCGCGUCGCAAUGCACGAUUCUGGUUCGCGCAAGCAUAUCGUUCUUGGACUGUAGAGGACUGGAAACGUGUUGUUUCCAGCGACGAGACAAAAGUGAACCGUUUGGGAAGUGAUGGCCUUCAUUGGACUUGGAUUGAUCCUGAUGGGAAAUUACGUGAACGCAAUGUUAUCCAUACAUAUAAGCAUGGUGGCGGAAGCAUCAUGAUCUGGGGCUGUUUUUGUUGGUCAGGGCCCGGGUUUAUCACCAAAAUUCAAGGAACCAUGAAUGCCGACCUCUAUUGCAGCAUUUUAGAUGAUGAAUUCAAGCAAUGA